ACGGUCCCACGUCACGCCGUUUAAAUCCCCACCACCACCCCACCCUCUCUCUCUCACACCUUUUCUUCUUCCUCUUUCGCAUGACUGCCACAACGACGAAUGCCAAGAGUUUCUCUCUCCCACUCUGUUGCUCUGUGAAACCCUAGUUUUGUAUUUGGGUUAUUGUAAUAGUUUGUCACUUUGUUGUGUAUGAGUGAUAAUGGGAUCUGCUUGUUGCGUUGCUGCAAGAGAUAGAAGUAGGACCCUUCCCGACAGAACUGUUGGUGAAAAUUUACACAGGAAUGUGACAUGCUCUCCGACUUGGAGCUUCCGGUGGGAAAAUCGUAGACGUGUUGCUGGUGAAAUUGAUGAUUCUCCCUCUCAAGUCUCUCAUGGAAUCAGCGAGAAUCUUGGUGUGGAGAUGAAAGAGGCUUUAGAUUCUGAGAGAGGCAAUGUUUCUGAUGAAGGAAGUCCACUUGAGAACAUGGGGACUCCUGUUUCUCUAAAGUCAGAAGUCCACGAAGCUGUUGUAGGUUCGAGUAUGAUGACUCCACUGUCAGAUUUAUCCAUGGUGAGCAAUAACUCUAUAGAGGUGAAGAACUUGGCUGAAUCACCAGUCGUUGCAGAUCUAUCAGCCUCAAAAUUUUCAUUUUCCAUACCCUCUCCGUUUUUGAUGCCUGUUGGUGAUCCUUUUUCAACCCGUGUGCAACUCCCUCCCAACUCCACCCCUUCCCGCCGGCCUCGCCGUUCGCCUGGGUACAGGCUAUUAAGACAGGUGUCAGAUAGCCGAAUCCUGGGGUUGAAAUUGCCAAAUGAAUAUGCUGAAUCUGAUGGAAGGCCGUCAUUUCUACACUCCACCUGCAGCAAUGACUUGACCACUGGAUCCCAUGGUGGGUCGUCUGAUGGUUGGUCCAUGCGCACCUUUACUGAGCUUGUUGCCUCUUCUCAGAGAGAGAGGUGGUCGUUUGACAGUGAGCACUUGGGUUCUGUCCAUGGUAGGAUAGGUGAAUCUAGUGGCAGGCUCUCAUAUUCUCCCUCUGUAGAGUUGCAAACUUGUAGCUCUUGCUCAAAGCUCUUGACAGAGAGAUCUUCAUGGAGCUGCAACGAGCUCGCAGUUGCUGCCGUACUGGUUUGUGGUCAUGUUUAUCAUGCUGAGUGCCUGGAGACACUUACGCAAGAGCCCAAUAGGUAUGACCCAGCUUGCCCAAUAUGCAUGGUUGGAGAAAACCAAGUACUGAAGAUGUCUAGGAAAGCUUCGAGAGUGGAGGCAGAUUUAAGGGCAAAAACCCAUAAGAUAUCUAGAAAUCGAGUCAGAGACAGUUACCUUGAUGGUGGUUUUGGUAAUAUCGAUCACCAAAGCGAUGAGCAACAAGUAGGAAAAGCUCCCAAGAUGGAAGCCAGCUCUAGUUCAAGGAGUGGCUUUUCCAAGCCUUUUUUGAAACGACACUUUUCAAUUGGGACCAAGUGGAGGAGAUCCUCAUCAGAGAAUGGUUUAACCACGAGGAAGGGGUUUUGGGCUAGGUAUCGCAAAUAUUUAGCCCCAUAGUGAUUAGGUGCGAGCAACGUUGUCUUCUACCCCAGUAAAUGCUAGAUGAUAGCAUUCUCUUGGAGGUAUUUUAGCUUGGUUGAUGAAUCAGCUGAUUUUGUUUUACCAACUUACAGCCUCACACAAGAAAUUCUGGUGCCACUGAAACUGUGAAAUUGAAGACGAAGGCUGCUUAUAGUAAUACCUCCUCAACUACAAUGCUAUAGGUCAAAUUCCUUGUCCAUGUAAUCCCUCUGAUUAUUGCAGCCCUCCAUGAAGGGGGUUUUCUGUUUGAAUUACACGGGCUUGAGUUGGGUUUGCUUUUGUAGCCUGCUGGAAAUCUGAUCAGAAUAAAACUUAUGGUUUGGGAAAUCUUGUGGAAAUGAUCUUGUUUUAUAGUGAAGGUAAAGGGAAUGAAUCUAUUUUAUUGCGUUAUAUU
This is a messenger RNA of Tripterygium wilfordii, 1943 nucleotides long. RefSeq lists its product as uncharacterized. The transcript has 4 exons. Bases 200 to 1525 code for a protein of 441 amino acids. NCBI's taxonomy places the organism in Eukaryota, Viridiplantae, Streptophyta, Magnoliopsida, Celastrales, Celastraceae. The record is from RefSeq and is a predicted model, not a curated record.